AUGGUCCAUCUUUCGUCGGUCGCCAAAGAGUCUCACGGGCACCGCCACCGGCGGGAGGAGCGCGAAGCUCAGGCAUCCGAGACGUCGCCCUAUAUCUAUGGAACUCACUAUGCGGUCGAGGAGCUGCCCGAGCAUGUGAUGUCGGAGCAUGAGAUGCCGGCAAGUGUUGCUUAUCGGAUGAUCAAGGAUGAGUUGAGUCUCGAUGGGAACCCGCUGCUCAACCUGGCAAGCUUUGUCACAACCUACAUGGAAGACGAAGUGCAAACCCUCAUGUCGGACGCGAUGAGCAAGAACUUCAUCGACUACGAGCAGUACCCGCAAACGGCACACAUCCAGAACCGCUGUGUCAACAUGAUAGCUGGUAUCCUCCAUGCACCCACGACAGGAGAAGAGGGGUCCGAACAAGACGCCAUUGGCACCUCGACGGUCGGGUCCUCGGAAGCGAUCAUGCUCGCCAUGCUGGCGAUGAAGAAGCGAUGGCAGAACAAACGGAAGGCCGCGGGAAAGGACUGGUCGCGUCCGAAUAUUAUCAUGAACAGCGCGGUGCAGGUAUGCUGGGAAAAGGCCGCCCGCUAUUUCGAAGUCGAGGAGAAGUAUGUCUACUGCACCGAGACACGAUACGUCAUCGACCCCAAAGCUGCGGUCGAGAUGGUGGAUGAAAACACGGUCGGAAUUUGCGCCAUCCUGGGCACCACCUACACUGGACAGUACGAAGAUGUCAAGGCCAUCAAUGACCUGCUUGUAGCCAAAAAUAUCGACUGCCCGAUCCAUGUGGAUGCCGCCAGUGGCGGGUUUGUCGUUCCAUUUGUGAAGCCCGAGUUGGAAUGGGACUUUCGGUUGGAGAAAGUGGUCUCAAUCAAUGUCUCAGGACAUAAAUACGGACUGGUUUAUCCCGGUGUGGGGUGGGUCUUCUGGCGUGCCCCGGAGUAUCUGCCCAAGGAGUUGAUCUUUAACAUCAACUACCUAGGCACCGAUCAGGCCAGCUUUACCUUGAACUUCUCCAAGGGAGCCUCGCACGUCAUUGGUCAAUAUUAUCAAUUGAUUCGAUUGGGGAAGCAUGGCUAUCGAUCGAUUAUGACCAAUUUGACCCAGAUCGCCGACUACCUGGCCACUCAACUGGGAGAGCUCGGCUUUAUUAUCAUGAGCGAAGGGAACGGUCGCGGCCUCCCACUGGUGGCGUACCGAUUACCCGAGCAGGAGGGUCGUCUCUACGAUGAAUUUUCAGUCGCCCAUGUGCUGCGGCGGCGGGGUUGGGUGAUUCCGGCGUACACCAUGGCACCCAAUUGCAAUGGAUUGAAGAUGAUGCGGAUUGUGCUGCGGGAAGACUUCAGUCUGCAUCGCUGUAACUUGCUGGUUGAAGACAUUCGCCAGGCGCUCAAGUCGCUCGAGGAGAUGGAUGAGACCAUGAUCCAACGAUACAGCACGUAUGUUCAGACGCAUGCAACUCGCGGGCCUCAAGGGCACCCAGUCUACAAGCAAGAAAAACAUUCACUCCAGGGUAAAACCGGAAAAACGCACGCUGUGUGUUGAGCGAGUGAGUGGAUCAUCAUCGGGCUUUGUGCGCCAAUUGAGUUUUGCGACCGGUGACAAGUCAAGUAUACAUAGCUCAGUCCGCCAUAGGGACUUCGUAUUUGCUAAAAAGCCAAAACACCUCAAUUGUCAGAGUUCAAGUCAUCGUUCAAUGUACUGUGUCUUACACACUUUUGUCGGGCUGGAUCGAUUUGUGGCGAGUCAGAAUAGCAUACAUAGCAUGCAAUGGGUGCAUAGGUCGAAUGCAUCCCGCACCAACCCGAGCGGCGAACCCGUGCUCGCCGACGUCAAUUCUGCACCUCUGCUGCAGUUGUUU
Molecule: messenger RNA, 1846 nt
Organism: Aspergillus homomorphus CBS 101889
Lineage: Eukaryota; Fungi; Ascomycota; Eurotiomycetes; Eurotiales; Aspergillaceae
Product: glutamate decarboxylase
Exons: 5
Coding region: 1-1530 (509 amino acids)
Biological process (GO): L-glutamate catabolic process
Cellular component (GO): cytosol
Molecular function (GO): pyridoxal phosphate binding; glutamate decarboxylase activity
Source: RefSeq, a predicted model, not a curated record